CUUAUACGCCUAUUUAUAUUCUGUACCAUUUUCCCACUAAAUACACACACUCUCUCUCGCACAAACUAAAAAGGAAAAACAAAAAAAAAAAAAAACUUGCGCUCUCUCUCUCGCUCUCUCUGGGUCUUAUUAGCACUGAGCACUGACAGUGCGCAGGAUAAGCAGUGAGAGGGUGCGCACGAUAAGAGAAAUUACGAUGGAUCGGAGGGCAGCGUUUUUUGUAGGAUUUGUCUGCAUUGUGAUCGCCAGCGUCGGGGGUCAAUCUCCGGCGACUUCUCCCAGCUCUACUCCCAACACGCCUUCUCCACCGACUCAGUCAAGUCCUCCAUCUGGUGCACCACCUCCGGCCACCACCACUGCACCGCCUACUCCUGCCGCUACAUCGCCACCUCCAGUUACUCAGUCUCCUCCACCGGCGGCUACUCCACCACCGGUGAGCGCUCCUCCUCCGGCUACUCCUCCACCAGUAAGCGCUCCACCUCCUGCUACUCCUCCACCAGCCACUCCUCCUCCCGCAACUCCACCUCCAGCUACCCCUCCUCCAGCAACCCCACCACCUGCUACCCCUCCACCAGCAACUCCUCCUCCGGCAACUCCACCACCGGCAGUGCCUCCACCUGCACCACUCGCAUCGCCACCUGCUUCAGUCCCUGCACCGGCACCAAGCAAGAAGAAGGUGAAAUCUCCAGCUCCGUCUCCCUUGGGGCUGAGUCCACCGGCUCCACCAACUGAUGCUCCAGCACCUAGCUUGCUCGGAACUGCUGCACCUGGACCAGCUCAAAACGACGACAGUGGGGUGGAGAAGAUCUUGUCCAUUCAGAAGAUGGUUGGGAGCUUGGUCUUUGGAUGGGCUCUCCUAUGGUUGUUGGUUCUUUAGAGCUGCGUUUUUACCUUCAUAUUUCUGUGUUAUCACUUUUGCCUCUAUAUAUUACUUACUGCCCAUCAUUAUAGCUCUACCUGAUGAUGGGACUUUCUUUCUACAUGUAUUUGAGCUAUAUACAUUCGGUUGAAUUCUUUGGGAGAUUUUUGGAGGGGAGUUUUAUGUAUUAUUGACUAUUGAGGGGAGUUGUUUUGUAUUGGAUUGUAGCUACCUCUUUCUUUCAAAUUUCUUUCUCUGUCUA
Messenger RNA from Quercus robur (English oak), 1121 nucleotides. Its product is annotated as classical arabinogalactan protein 9. Gene Ontology annotation, cellular component: plasma membrane. Bases 197 to 877 code for a protein of 226 amino acids. The record is from RefSeq and is a predicted model, not a curated record. The transcript is spliced from 2 exons. NCBI's taxonomy places the organism in Eukaryota, Viridiplantae, Streptophyta, Magnoliopsida, Fagales, Fagaceae.